AUUAUAUACAGCAAUUUUUAUUUUCGGUUUAAAAUGUUAGAUGUAUUGACCACUCUUUUACUCAAAAAUAAUCUGGAUCUGGGUAUGGUCUGGAUGAAAAAAUAAAUUUAAUUGUUACUGCCAAGUUAUCGACCUAUUUUAACGUCAGCAUCAGGGCGAAACAAUCUUGAAUAUGUCUACAAAUUGACAUAUAGAUUGUUUCCAAUUUCUGUGAAGACCAACUCAGUACUAACAUUGCCAAGGAUUGUAACCUUAUUGCUUCUUAAUAUCGUAGUUUCAAUUGUAAUACCAUUUUUAUUUUAACCAUUUUCAAUGCCAUAUCAAGGGGAAUUUUGUUUAGUCAAGAUAAGGUAAAGAAAUUUCACUACAUAUGGAAAUCACCCAGAAUGACAGAUGUCUCAAUGCUGAAACAUGUCUGACAGACCAAACAGUGAGGGUAGUCAGGAAUGGCCAGUAGCAACCAAAUUAUAUAUUUUAAAUCAAUUUAAACUACUAAACUUGAAAUGUUCAGCAUUCAUUCAAAAGUAGUUAUUUUAUUUUGUUUUUUCAAAAAUUUAACCCAAACAUUUUUAAUGUAUUUGUAUCGUAUACAAGAACCGUAAGUAAUUCACAAAGAGAUGAAAUUUUGGGCAAAAGCAAAUGUCGAGGGUAACACCUUCUGAGCACAGGUCCAAAGGAUUACUCAACAGGAACCAACAUGGGCCAUGGAGGUCAUCUGAUGACUCCAUUUCAGAAUCUUCAAGCAGAAAAUGUAUUUGCUCAGAAAGUGGAAAAGGAACUAAAUCAGAUGUUGGAUGUAAUUGCGUAGCAAGUACCGGUGAUGAUGAUUCUCCAGACACUGAUACCUCCCGUUCACAAUCAAAGCAGGACUUAGAUCCUCAACAAAGAUAUAGCAAACCUAUUUUACCCAGUCAUAGCCGUAUCAUGUCACAAGAAGCAAGAUAUCAAAGCCUAAAACCAGGUGAAAAAGUUUUGAUUGUUCUCAACCAAACUGUCGGCCGCCUUUCACAAAGCUGGCUAACACAUCUUAUGCUUGUGAUAGCACUAAUAUUAUACACUUUGAUUGGAGGACUCGUAUUUAAACUCAUCGAAGGCAAUGAUGAAUCUAACGCUAAAAAAGAUUUGUUUGAAGGAAGAAUGAAGGCUGCUCAUGAAAUUCAAGAUGUAUCUUCAAAAUAUACGUCUCUAGCAGGAGACAAAAAAGAGGAACAUUCCAAGGAAGUUAAAAAAGUUCUACAAGAAUAUGAAAACAGUAUACUUGACAAUUAUAAUUACAAUGGCAAAAUGGAUCGUGGGCAGGAUGAGCUUAAUUGGGCAUAUACGAGCUCAGUGUUUUUCUGCUUCACCGUGUACACAACGUUAGGAUAUGGCCACCUUGCACCUGGAACAACACUCGGUAGGGUGGUUUUCAUGCUUUAUGCAAUCAUUGGAAUUCCUCUCUUUUUAAUUAUUCUUACUGAUUUCGGAAAACUUAUGACACGUGGCCUGAAAAAGGUGUGGUGGUACGGUAGAAAGUUGUACUAUUCCAAUUUAUGUCAACAAGGGAAAGGCCAGCUUCAAAAAACUGUCAAAGUUAUGACUGCAGAAGAAAGGACUGGCCGCGAUUUCGAUGAGGAGAUAGUAAUUAAAAAGGACGAAAAGAAUUUUCAAGUAGAUGAAAAGUUCAAUGUUCCUGUAGAAGUUGCGGUGGCUAUCUGGUUUAUGUACAUGAUAAUUGGAUCUAUUUGUUUCGCAGCAUGGGAAAACUAUGCUUUCUUUGAAUCAUUGUAUUUUGUAUUUAUCUCUAUGUCCACCAUAGGCUUUGGGGACCUUGUACCACAGAACUAUUCAGCAAUGAUAGCAAGUAUGUUUUUUUUGGGUGUGGGGCUCGCUAUUGCUACAAUGUGCCUACAAGUUUUCCGAGAGGAGCUGAUCAAGUCUUUAGCUGAUGCAACUUCUAAGUUCGGAGAACAAUAUGGUGUUGAUAUUCAACUUAAUACCCAAGAAUUAUUAGAAGAAAAUGCUGACAAAAAGUAAACAAGUGAACACUAAAGAAAAAAUAUUG
Messenger RNA from Cimex lectularius (bed bug), 2044 nucleotides. Its product is annotated as TWiK family of potassium channels protein 18-like. Gene Ontology annotation, molecular function: potassium ion leak channel activity. Gene Ontology annotation, cellular component: membrane. The record is from RefSeq and is a predicted model, not a curated record. Lineage: Eukaryota; Metazoa; Arthropoda; Insecta; Hemiptera; Cimicidae. The transcript has 12 exons. Gene Ontology annotation, biological process: stabilization of membrane potential; potassium ion transmembrane transport. The coding region runs from base 640 to 2016 and encodes 458 amino acids.